AUGGCAUCAGCUUCCGUUGGCCAGCCUGAAGCUGCUGCCGGACGAAGCAUAGUUCAAGAGGAACGGCAAAGCAUCCGUGUGGCGACCACUGGUGGGGGCUUGGGCGGACUGGAAGGAGCUGACGCGAGGUCAGAUAGCAGCGACACAGUUGGCAGUGCGGUUUCUUCAGGACACAACCAGGGGGUUGCUCCGGAGGAGCAACAAGGUGUGAACGCAAACCCGUCCGAUUACAUCAAGCCCAAGUUCCUCUACAACCCGGGCCCGGAGGACAGGGGAGAUGAGGAAGAGCUGCUGGCGCGUAAGCGGGCCGAAGAAGCACAGGACGCGAUUCCGGGCGUCGGAGACGUAUUCUCCGGACCGGGACUUUCCUCUGGGUUGUCCUCUGUCGCAUCGGGCGCGAUCCCUGCGGUAAUCAACCCGGCGGGGACGAACCCGCUAGGAACGAGUCAAGGGGAGCAAGCAAGUUCUGCCCAAGGGGACUCUGAGGGGCGGGCGGAGAACGGGACUCCUUUCUCCAUCUUGGAUUCGUUGAUCAAUCCGGACGCGCUAAUCGCCAACUUGAGCAAGCCUUGGGGUCUGUGGCAAGGGCAGUCCAAUGGCGACUCGGGUAACGCAUUCCAGUCGGUUUCCCAAGUGGAUGAAGGGGACUUGCCAGGCCAAUUGGGAGUGGCGCAGGAUGCCCUGGAAACGGAUAAUGGUUUGUCGGAAAGAUCGGGCGGAGAACAAAGCAGUCGAUUCGACGGUGAGCGGGAACACAGGCAGAAUCAGGACGAUCUGUAUCAAAGCACCAUGGGCAAAUUGUAUCCGUACCCGAGGCCUGUGGACUCACUCGGGUCAUCAGAGGAGACGAGAGAGAAUACAGCCAGACCAGGCGACACAGCGACCACGGCGUACCAAGUGCAUAACGACCACGUCGCACGUGCGAGAGAUAACGCACACACAAGUAAGGACGUGUCGGUCAUGAAUGUGGAUGUAUCGAAGACCGGCUCCAAGCCUACCGCAGUUGUACCGCUAGAUUCGUCAGGGUUGGAUCCCAUUAAUUCGGAAGAUGGAGAGUACACGGACAUUUCGAAGCAAGUGCAUCCAGCCACUGCGCAUGGGUUUGCGGGAUUGAAAAGCAUCCUGGCCAAGCUGGGGCUGCUGGACGAGGAAGUGCCUCACGGUGAGGCUUGGACGGAGAUUCCAGUGUCGAGCAACGAUGUCGACCCCGUGUGGGGUGUCCAAGAGGUAUCCGGAAGUCAAGCUGCAGCAAUUCACAAGGACCGGGUUCAAGACCGAGAGAAAGCCAGGCUGGAGGCGCUUCAAAAGAAAGGUCGAGAGGAAGGUCACGAGAAGGGUGACGAGGAAGAUCGCGAGAAGCGCAGUGGGAGCAACGACUUAAACCGAUAUUGGGAACCAAAGAGGCCAGAGGUAAAAUCCGACGAGGCUCCUGCAAGUGGUCGCGGUUCUAAGUCGCUGCAGGCGUUCUCGGACAAGUACAUCGCCGGCGAGGUUGCCCACCCGUCCGAGGAACAGCUUACCGAACUGGACGAGUGGCUUGAUGACAACGAACCCAGUCAUGACCCCAGCAGUGGCGUGUUCAUUGUGGAAGGCGAUCUACCGCCGUACUUUGUGGACCCGAGGAAGCACAUGGCGCAGUCCGAAUAUCAGCUACCGAGGCCUACAUCACGUUACCGGAUCGGUUCUGGAGGCGACUCUGUUGCGCUGAAUAAUGCUGGCGAUGGAUCUAUGAAUGACGCCGGCAAAUAUGCCGGCAAAUAUGCUGGUGAUUACGCCGGUAAUUAUGCUGGUAAUUAUGCUGGCAACUACGCUAGGGCUGAUGAGGACGACUACGGUCGGGAAGAGCACGACUACGCUGAGGAAGAGGACGACUACGCUGGGGAAGGGGUGGGAGAAGACGCGGGG
Messenger RNA from Gregarina niphandrodes, 1905 nucleotides. RefSeq lists its product as hypothetical. The transcript has a single exon. Lineage: Eukaryota; Apicomplexa; Conoidasida; Eugregarinorida; Gregarinidae. The record is from RefSeq and is a predicted model, not a curated record. The annotation marks the transcript as partial.